AUGCUUCGUCCGCUAGCGCUGCUUGCUUGGCUCGCCGGCGCAGUUGCAUUGCCAUCGUCAUGCCGCCAAUACUGGGAGGAUCCACAGAUGAGGGCACAUCUCUUAUGGCAGAGUCUACGUUGUGUGGGGCAGGCCGGCGCUGAGAUAAAACACGCCGAGCACUGUAUGGGUAUAGUUUGCACUUGGACCGUGAUCAGGGCAGAGACUCCGGAAUGUGCGACGACGGCCUCGUGCGCAGCAUCUUGCGAUAAGGCGGAAGGUUGUAGCGACUUCAGCCGCUUCUGUGGCGCCAUUACAGCCCAGGGUUCCACCUUCUUUCUUUCCGCUGCACAGGACCAACCCCUCGCAAACUCCACGGCCCUCAUGGGCACUACUUCGGCUAAUCGCAGCGUGCAGGCUAAUCCUUCCACACACAUCCAGAAGUUACUGCUCCACUACACAGCAGUAAAGGCCUGCAUCACUGUUACAGUAAUUUUGGGCUUAGCCUUAGCCUUUACAGCCUUUUGGGCUAGGAAAUCCCGGCCCGAAGGGGCAGAGCCCCUGCUGGGCUAA
Molecule: messenger RNA, 552 nt
Organism: Symbiodinium necroappetens
Lineage: Eukaryota; Dinophyceae; Suessiales; Symbiodiniaceae
Source: the annotation of a GenBank genome assembly